Clupea harengus (Atlantic herring) is the source of this 740-nucleotide messenger RNA. It is a transcript of the gene hsbp1b, whose product is annotated as heat shock factor binding protein 1b. The record is from RefSeq and is a predicted model, not a curated record. Gene Ontology annotation, cellular component: nucleus; cytosol. Gene Ontology annotation, molecular function: transcription corepressor activity. Lineage: Eukaryota; Metazoa; Chordata; Actinopteri; Clupeiformes; Clupeidae. Gene Ontology annotation, biological process: cellular heat acclimation.
UCGCGAUAUAUCAUACAAACGUGUUUUUCUCAUCAGCUGUUGUGGUUGUGCAUCUUUCAGCGUUAAUCAGGUGCUUGGCACUGGGAUAUUAACGAUCAAAUUAACUCGCUUGUUGGUUUAUCAACUGUUUCAGACGAUAAUGGAAAAAUCAGGGGGUGAUACAGAUUCGAAAUCUGCCCAGGAUCUUACUGCAGUGGUUCAGACGUUACUGCAACAGAUGCAAGACAAGUUCCAGACUAUGUCCGAUCAAAUCAUUGGCAGAAUUGAUGAGAUGAGCACACGCAUUGAUGACCUGGAGAAGAACAUUGCUGAUCUCAUGACUCAGGCUGGAGUGGAGGAGGGGGAGGGAGAGAGCAAGCCAAAAGAGGAAGAGGCAUCCUAAAGUAGGAUGUUCAGAACACAGAGAACACAAACUUCAGAAAAACACAGGGAGCUCACUUCUCCAAGAGCAGCCAACAUUUUUUCCCCCAAAAAGAACUGAACAUAUUGAUUUUUAAAGUGUUUUGUGGAGUGCUUUUUAUAGUAUCUUGUGAUAAUGGUCUUUUUUGUGUGACAUUGAAUUAACUUUUUUCUUGUGUGUGUGUGUGAGUUGAUCGAUAGUCUUCCUGACAAACUUUUGUAAACCCCCCUGCAAAAUGCUGAUCCGCAGAAAUGCAAGUUUCUUGAACCGCUCUCUGUGCCAAGAACAAGUCAUUCCACUUUCUGUAGAUUGUGUGGUAUUAAACUAGUUUUGUACAAAA